This is a messenger RNA of Ilex paraguariensis (yerba mate), 1209 nucleotides long. The record is from the annotation of a GenBank genome assembly. Lineage: Eukaryota; Viridiplantae; Streptophyta; Magnoliopsida; Aquifoliales; Aquifoliaceae.
AUGGAAGAAAUUUUGUGUGAACUGACUGGAGGAGACGUGAACGAGCAGGGUUUGCCACCAGGGUUCAGAUUCCACCCAACUGAUGAAGAGCUUAUUACCUUUUAUCUGGCUUCAAAAGUGUUUAACGGCCGUUUCUGCGGUGUGGAGAUUGCCGAGGUAGACCUCAACAGAUGUGAGCCUUGGGAGCUUCCGGAAGUGGCGAAAAUGGGGGAGAGAGAAUGGUAUUUCUUCAACUUGAGAGACAGAAAGUACCCAACUGGGUUGAGAACAAACAGAGCCACAGGGGCUGGGUAUUGGAAAGCGACAGGGAAAGACAGAGAGGUGUACAGUGCUUCGAGUGGUUCACUGCUUGGGAUGAAGAAGACGCUGGUUUUCUACAAGGGCAGAGCCCCUCGUGGUGAGAAGACCAAAUGGGUCAUGCACGAGUACCGCCUUGACGGCGACUUCUCCUACAGUAGUCACACGUGCAAGGAGGAAUGGGUAAUAUGCAGAAUAGUGCACAAAAUGGGUGAGAAGAAAAACCCAGUGCUCCAAGGACAUAAUAGCUACCUGUUGGAAGUUUCCUCAUCUCCCAACACCAGUUGUUCCCUACCUCCUCUGCUUGAAACCCCAACAACACUAUUGGAAUCCCCAUCCCAAAACCACCCAAUGCAUUCCCUCCAAAACUCUUUUCUCAUUGAUCACCGUCAAGAAAGUAACCAGCUGAUAUCUCUAACCCACCCACUUGUCUCCCAACCAAACCUGUUUUCAAUAAAUGGGUUCUUCCAACCCUCCUUUUUACCCACUCCCAACACCAACAGCAUCACCACAUCAAACAAAGACACAGACACCAACUACCACGGCCCAUCCCCAUCACCAUCACCAUCACCAUCACCAUCCAUCCUCUUCAAGUCUCUCCUCUCACAUCAGGAACCAGCAGCAGCCACUAUUCCAAAACAGUGCAAGACAGAAGCCAACUUUUUCCAUUUUCAACUAUCUGAAUCUGAUGCUAAGUUACGCGGGGCAUAUAAGAAUCAGCAAAGCACCACCUAUAAGAAUCCUUUAUUUCUUGGGUGGGAUUGCAGUGUAAUGGGGUUCUCAUCUGGUGCUGGAGCAGAUGCUCUUAAUGACAUGUCCAGUACUCCAGUUGCUUUCAACAAUGCCGGCUUUCAGGUGUUUGUAGAUCCUUCCAUCAAAGCCACGGCAGAUUCUUGGCCUUUCCAUCUUUAA